Messenger RNA from Coccinella septempunctata (seven-spotted ladybird), 843 nucleotides. Its product is annotated as late cornified envelope-like proline-rich protein 1. The coding region runs from base 62 to 406 and encodes 114 amino acids. The record is from RefSeq and is a predicted model, not a curated record. Lineage: Eukaryota; Metazoa; Arthropoda; Insecta; Coleoptera; Coccinellidae. The transcript is spliced from 3 exons.
CAGUCGAGUGUCAGUAUCAUAACAUCAAAAUUUCAAGUCUAAAAAAAUUCAUCAUUUCAGCAUGGCACUUCUACAGCUUCUGCAAAGUUCAGUUAAAAUGUUAGGUAAAUUCAAGUACAAACCGAGUAUAAGGAAAGAAUUGAAAUACUUCUCGAGCAAGUUCGAUAGAGACUCCAACAACCCCUGUAAGUGCCCCUGCUGUCCACAACCUUGCGAUCCCUGCGAAAGUUCAGACCCUUGCGAUCCCUAUAAGAAACCACGUAGGAAGGAUACGUGUAAGAGUGGGAGGAUGAGAAGGAUUAAAUUUUGUGGACGGGGAAAGCCGGACAAACCCGAUCCCAUUCCUCCACCUCCCCGUCAUCCAAAACCAUGCAAGCCAAGACGAGACGACUGUGACGAAUGUUGAUGGAUUUUCAACGGAGACGUCACGUGGGUUUAUCAAAGAUACACAGAAUGAUUAUGAAGCAAACAUGUGAUUUUUUAUAUUUACCCAAAAAUCGGAAGUUCAUGAGGUUGGCCAGCCUUAGAUAUAAAUCAGACGACGGCUGUAGAAAGGAUUGCGAUGGUCAUGUGAAGAAGAAGCCAUGUGGCAAAGUGUGCGAAGAGUUGCCUAAGAAGGGCAUUCCGUGCUCGCCAGUCCGACAGAAUGAGCAAUGUGAAGUGUGCGAAACGGAUCCCACCGUGAGAAAGCCUUGCCCCAUAGCUUGCAACACCAAACCAUGCGAACCACAACCAUGUAAAAAAAGGAAGAAUCCUUGCUUAGAUUGCGACUGCGAAGUUAGAUAGUCAAAAAUAUACCUGUAGAAACGCUAUACGAAAUGGUGAAUAAAGCAAAAAAGUAAA